AUGUGGAAGGAGAGUAAGGAGGAACAGUUGGCGCUGGUUGUAACUACAGGGGCUUCGUUGCCACCAAGCGACGGUUCGGACGCCGACUUGGAUUAUGCCUUAGUUGGCGGGUCGGGUUUGCACACGCGUUUGUUCAAUAUUGUUAGCCCGAGUCAUCUGGGUACGGGUGCGGUGGCGGCGUUAGGGAAUUUGGUGAAGGGCGUCGGUUUGGGGUUGCUUGUCUUGGUUGCCGCUCCAGUUGCAGGCGGCUUAACGGAAGGUGCGAAAGGCCUUGCGAAAGGGCUCGGGUUUGGGCUAGCGGGUGCGGUUGCGUUACCCAUUGGAGGCGUGCUUGCUGCAAUCCUCCAGCUUGUGCGCGGGGCCUUUAACACGGUGCAGGCAGUACGCCAGAUCGGCAAGAAAACGGUUUACAACGGCCAGACAGGAGAGUGGGGACCCAAGUACCGCCGAUUGUCGGAGGAAUUUACCGACGCCAAAACGCGCUAUGACGAAUACCAGAAAGAGAAAGCCACCCGCAGGACUACUGGCUCCGGAGGGGGCAGACGGAGGCUGGGCAAGGUGGUCGACACGGAGUACUAUGACGUUUUGGGUGUGGCCCCCGACGCCAGUCAGUCCGAGAUUCGGAAAGCCUACUACAAGCUAGCCAAAGAAAAUCACCCCGACAAACUACAACAGCAAGUCAAAAACGACCCCGAAGGCGUCGAAAAGGCCAAGGAACGAUUCCAACAUGUUGGAGAGGCCUAUCAAGCCCUGGGCACCAAGGCUUCGCGCGAGGACUACGACCGCAAUGGAAAACCGACUACAGAGAAAAAAGAGUUCUUUGACUACGUCUUAUUCUUCGGCCUCCUGUUCGGUAGCGAAGCCCUGUUGCCGUAUGUUGGGGAGUUGGCGCUAGCCAGCAUUGCAGCGGGAAUGAAAACCGACGGGUCGGGUUUCUCCUUCAAGGUUGACGACAGAGAGCAGAGCUUUCGGGAGCUGCAGCUCGCCAUGAAUUUGCGGGAGAUGGUCGCGCCUGCAGUGGAGGCGCUGAAGGCAGCGGGCUACCACCAUGACAACGGCGGGACUGACGUUGAGUGGAACACAGACUAUGAGGAGUGGAAGCAGCGACAAGCGGUAAUUGCGGCUGACUUGUGCAAGGAGUCGUUCAGUCGACAGCUCCUGCGGGCAGUCGGCUUCAGCUACGUCAACUACGCUUCCCAGUUUGUUGCAGAGCAUGACAGCGUGCUGGGUUGGAAGACGUUGCUCGCUUCUUGCGACGUUCGAUGGAAUAACCUGCUCACCACGUGGCUGGCGGUGAAGGACGCCUCCUUCCUGCUCGUCAGCAUGCGGAAGAUAAAGAAAGUACGAAAGCAGAAGUUUUCCGAACCAAAAGACCACUCGGACGGAACGCCGGGUACUACGGAGCAGAACGAACUUCCUGAUUCUAAUGAUCUGAUGGCGCAAGAGGGCGAAAUGAUGGAAGGAAUUUUGAAGCGCGGGGUGAAUUUCAUGCUCCAGCUCUGCAUUCACGAUGUUCGUCGUACUGUCCGGCGAGCCUCAUACAAAUAUGUCAAUGAUCAAACGGCACCUUUUGAAGAGCAGUGUCUUCGUGCCAAAGCACUUGCGGAUUUGGGGCAAAUUUUCACAACAGCUGCAAACGCGGGUGAAGAUGUUCUCGUCGAUAUUAAGAGCCACAUACAGGACGCCUACAUCAAGACGGCUCACCGUAUGGAUGAAAGAGAGCACGGACCUUCUGCAGAGCUAGUCUAG
This is a messenger RNA of Gregarina niphandrodes, 1749 nucleotides long. RefSeq names its product DnaJ domain protein. Lineage: Eukaryota; Apicomplexa; Conoidasida; Eugregarinorida; Gregarinidae. The transcript has a single exon. The record is from RefSeq and is a predicted model, not a curated record. The coding region runs from base 1 to 1749 and encodes 582 amino acids.